Cynoglossus semilaevis (tongue sole) is the source of this 2070-nucleotide messenger RNA. RefSeq names its product bile acid-CoA:amino acid N-acyltransferase-like. Gene Ontology annotation, molecular function: fatty acyl-CoA hydrolase activity. The transcript is spliced from 12 exons. Gene Ontology annotation, biological process: fatty acid metabolic process; acyl-CoA metabolic process. The record is from RefSeq and is a predicted model, not a curated record. NCBI's taxonomy places the organism in Eukaryota, Metazoa, Chordata, Actinopteri, Pleuronectiformes, Cynoglossidae. The coding region runs from base 300 to 1808 and encodes 502 amino acids.
AAAAGGGUGAUAAUAAGAUAGUAAGUUAAUUGAAGUUCAUAUUUUUUAAAAGUAUAAAAUGUUGAUGCGCUUAAAAUAACCUGUAUUUUGUAAUGGCAUCUGCAUUAAGCAGCUAUAAUAAAACAUACUUUAAUUGAGUUUUACAGAAGUCCAUUUGUCGAGUUUUUUCUUAUGAGUUUUGCAAAUCCCUACAAUUCUCGAGACACCUAAAUUACUCUCGGAGCUAAAGAAAACGUCACAAAAAGUUCACGCGCUUACGUCUGUCGCGUGUUUUUUAUCUUCAUAGUUACAUUUUCUGCAUGGGUUCAUCGUUAUCAUAUGUUUAUAAAAUUCAAAAACACUGGGAGAUUUCGCGUUUUUCACCUCUUCAGUCACAACCGAGUUUCCGUAAGAUAAGGUCAAACAGAAAGACUGUCAUGCUGGGACGACGUACUAUGGCAGCUGUACUACAGCGAAUGCUCCCAAAAACAUUGCCAAGUGUCUGUUUAAAUAGACAACUGGCAAGAUGGCGUCACACAGGGGUACAGAAGUUGAGCAGCUGCAGACCAGCUCCGGUGUUGACAGCUUCACCAGUUCGUGCCAUAUUAGAUGAACACACGUGCAUAAAGGGGCAUUUCCUGCCUCCACACUGUCCAGUGACACUUCAUGCACACAUGUAUAGUGAAGACGGUGACCUGUGGGAGGCUUUCGCCCAUUACAACACAAAACCAGAUGGCACCAUCAACUUGACCAGGGACCAUUCAGUUGGAGGUUCAUAUUUGGGCUGUGAGCCAAUGGGACUCUUCUGGAGUCUGCAACCAGCACCUGGAGGAAGAGAAGGUUUGAGACUGAGGAAGAAAAACGUAGAAACUCCUUUUGUUGUGAAUAUUUCUCUCUUGGAUGGUCAUGUCUCACCCAGUGAGAGACAGAGAGCUGAGCUGGCCACUGUGACAACCGAGCGCUGGUACAUGGCACCAGGUGUAAAAAGAAUCGAAAUUCGACAAAAUGGAAUUGUAGGGACAUUAUUCCUACCUCCUGGUCCAGGUCCAUUUCCAGCCAUGUUGGAUCUUUGGGGAAUGGGUGGAGGAUUGGUCGAGUACCGCUCUGCCCUGUUUGCAUCCAGGGGUUAUGCUAGUAUGGCUCUUGCCUACAUAGGUCACAAAGAUCUACCUGGUCCAUCCAACUCUGUUAAUGUCACCAAUUCCUAUUUCAAGUCGGCCUAUCAGCUGCUCCAAGACCAUCAACAGAUUUGUGCUGACAGAAUUGGAAUCAUUGGUCUGUCAUUUGGAGUGUAUCUGUCUCUACGUAUCGCCACCAAACUUGGCGUUAAUCCAUCGUGUUUAAUUUGUAUCAACGGACCUGUAGGAAGUACAGUCAAGCUUCGAGAUGAAGACGGAAGGACUGAAUGCAAUGAGAUUGAUACAAAAUAUUGGACAUUUGAUAAUGAAGGCAACGUAGGUUUCAAGGAAGUUUCCUUUCCUGAUAACCUUCACCCUGAGAGCAUAGUGAAGCUAGAAAAGCUCACCUGCCCAUUACUGUACAUAGUGGGAGAAGAUGAUCUUAGUGCCUCGAGCAUGGACAAUGCAAACUUGAUCCAGAAAACCCUGAAGGCUGCAGGGAAAUCUCACCUCUUCACUCGUUUGUCUUAUCCUGGUGCUGGACAUUUGAUCGAACCCCCUUACUCACCCAAUUCAAGAACGUCCUUUUGGAGCGUCAAACCCAUAAAAUUGGUCACUCUGUGGGGAGGUCAUCUCGCACCUCAUGCAGCUGCCCAGGAAGAUGCCUGGAGGAAAAUGUUGGCUUUCAUGCAAAAUAACCUAAGACGGUGAAUCUGUUUUGUGCCGUUGACCUUUGAGACAGAGACAAUUAUGAUAUUCUGCAUUAAUAACUUAGGUUAUUUUUGGCAUGAAUUCCAACCACCAUACAAUUACAGUUAUUUAUAUUUCACAGAAAUUAAUCAGCAGCUUAUAUUCCGACUGGAAACCGUGAGUUGGAAAAAUAUAAGUGCAGUUUAUACUGUCUGUACAGAGCUGGCAGAGGAGCCUCAAGGCAUACACUGUAUCUCCUAAUAAAUGAGCAGUAACCUUCAAA